Molecule: messenger RNA, 1711 nt
Organism: Sinocyclocheilus grahami
Lineage: Eukaryota; Metazoa; Chordata; Actinopteri; Cypriniformes; Cyprinidae
Gene: rap2b
Product: RAP2B, member of RAS oncogene family
Exons: 2
Coding region: 479-1030 (183 amino acids)
Biological process (GO): Rap protein signal transduction
Cellular component (GO): membrane
Molecular function (GO): GTPase activity; GTP binding
Source: RefSeq, a predicted model, not a curated record
GCCUCCGCCGAUCUGAACAAUGGCGCUGUUCUUGUCUUCAGCAGAGCUGCUUUAAAGCUGAAACUGGAUUUUUUGACAACUGGUGCAUUGGGCAACAUUAUUUCCCGUGUGUUAAUGUGAAGCUGUGUUGUUUGAAUAAAUGCGAGUCGACAGUAACACAAACAGCUCGGUGUGACUGCGCCUUUAAGAGACGCGCCGCUGGUGACGCGCCGCGGCCGGUGGGCAGGAGGAGUGCGUCUGCGCGAUAGAGAGGCGCGUUGAUCGCUCCCGGAGCGCAGACACGGCACACGGUCGGCGGAACGCGCUUCUAAUGCUGGGCCAUCCUCACCGCACAACACUCACCGAACGGAGCAGCGGCCGCGCCCGAUCCCGGAGACCGGCGGAAUAACGGCGGACUGAAGACAGCAGGGCGGCUCGACACGGGUGCACGGAGAGAGCGAGAGAGAGAGAGAGAGACACUGCCCAAGCGCUCACAGCCAUGAGAGAAUACAAAGUGGUCGUGCUGGGAUCCGGCGGCGUGGGGAAAUCUGCGCUGACCGUGCAGUUCGUCACCGGAUCCUUCAUCGAGAAGUACGACCCGACGAUAGAGGACUUCUACCGCAAGGAGAUCGAGGUGGACUCGUCGCCGUCGGUGCUGGAGAUCCUGGACACGGCGGGCACCGAGCAGUUCGCCUCCAUGCGCGACCUGUACAUCAAGAACGGCCAGGGCUUCAUCCUCGUCUACAGUCUGGUCAACCAGCAGAGCUUCCAGGACAUCAAGCCCAUGCGCGACCAGAUCAUCCGCGUCAAGCGCUACGAACGCGUGCCCAUGAUCCUGGUGGGCAACAAGCUGGACCUGGAGGGCGAGAGGGAGGUGUCUGCCGGGGAAGGCAAGGCGCUGGCGGACGAGUGGAGCUGCCCGUUCAUGGAGACCUCGGCCAAAAACAAAGGCUCGGUGGACGAGCUGUUCGCGGAGAUCGUGCGGCAGAUGAACUACGCGUCUGCGCCGCGCGGAGAUGACCAGUGCUGCGCGUCCUGCGCGAUCCUUUAAACCCCAGCGCCGCUUCUGGGUUCUCCGUCGCGUUUGUUGCCACGGUGUGUUGCAGGAUUUCUGAACUGUUGAGGAUGAGUGGAUCACUCUUCAGGAUUUACAGCACACCGUUGAUGUCAACACAAGUGUCUUGCACUCUCAACUGGAACUUCAACCCCAAAAACGUGGAGGUUAAAGCGGCGGUGUGUUGCUCGUGGACUUGGAAACGCUUGUUGUGAAUCGUACAAAGUAUUGCUUUCCGUGACGUCACAAUUGAAACCACUCUCACGAGCCACUCCCCAUUGAGCGCACGAGGACUUCACUGUUUUGACGCGAGGACGUCGGAGCUUACGCGUCGAGUGCCUUCCAAAAACCUGUUCAAGAGUUUAGUGCCAACCGGUUCAGUGCUUCACUGUUACACUUGCAAUGGUUUCGGGGCUUAACGACGUUUAAAAGGCCUAUUGUUUCUUUGUUUUUCUCUCCCAAUACAGGUACUCCUGAAGCCCCCAGACUCGAACCACAAACCACUGUCUGUAUGAAAUCACAUGUUUUAUUUCGUUUUUAACAAAUGUGAUGUACCAUUGAAAUUCUAAUCCGAUUGUACGUUUCAUUUCAGACUAGCUUUUUAACAGCUGUCUGAUUGUUUUAAAGAGACUUUUAAUACAUGCAUUUUUAAAAAAACUUCAUGCACAGUGUUUGUUU